AUGGCGAGGAGAAGGCCAGGGCGGGGCUGGGCGGGGCCCGGGGCUGCUGGCCUUCCGGCGGGUGGUGCAGUUGCUGCAGAGGAUGCAGCAGAAGGUGACCCAGGAGCGGGAUGUCGAGAAGGACUUGUUCGAGAAAUUUAUCAGCGGAUGUGUCACUGCAAAUCUGGCGGGGCUGAGCUGCAGACCUCGAUCGAAACCGCGCAGGCCAGGCUGCCGCAGCUCCGAAACACAUUGGACGAGUUGAAGCAUGCGAAGGCUCAGCAGGAUGCUGACAUUAAGAAACACAAAGCCGAUAAUGCUGCGGCUAAGGAGGCUCUUGAUAAGGCGCAUGCCCUACGUAACAAGGAAGCCAAGGCCAGUGCCAGCGCCAUUUCAGAACUGAGAGUCAACAUCGAGGCUGUCGGCAAAGCUCUGGAUGCGCUCAAGAAUGGCAUGGAGGAGAGCUUUUUGCAAACAGGAGCAGCCGACAUCCUGCGACGGCUCAUCGUGGAUGCGGACAUGAGGUCAGCGGAUCGCGACAAGGUCGCUGCCUUUGUGUCGGUGGGCGAUGCUGGCAGCGCGGCCAACUCAGGUAGAUACGAACCCAAGUCUGGUGAUAUCAUUGGCAUACUCACUACGAUGGCUGAUGCAAUGCAGGAAGACCUCGCCAAAGCGAUAGCUAUUGAGGACCAGUCCAUAAGGGGCCAUGGAAGCUUGGUCGAGGCCAAGGAGAAGGAGGUCAAGGCCUUGACAAAAGCGACAGAGGACUUGCUGGAGAGCUCUGGCUUGUUGGGGGUUGAAUCGUGGACGUGGUUGGCGACAUCGACAGCACCGAGAAGACGUAUGCCGAGGAUCAGAAAUACGCCGCCCAGCUGGCAAAGAGCUGUGCCUCGAAGCAGGAGGAAUGGGACACCAGGUCUCGGCUGCGCAACGAGGAGCUGCUCGCGAUAA
Prorocentrum cordatum is the source of this 930-nucleotide messenger RNA. The record is from the annotation of a GenBank genome assembly. Lineage: Eukaryota; Dinophyceae; Prorocentrales; Prorocentraceae.